Messenger RNA from Stylonychia lemnae, 339 nucleotides. The record is from the annotation of a GenBank genome assembly. NCBI's taxonomy places the organism in Eukaryota, Ciliophora, Spirotrichea, Sporadotrichida, Oxytrichidae.
AUGUAUAAGUGUUUCCUCUAUGGACAUUUCGAAGAUUUAAUUAGCUCUGAGGGUUUGUCCGUUGCCUUGAUGAACCUUGAGAGUUAGUUAGGUUCUUGGAGAUGUCUAGUGAGAUGCGUUAGCACUGGCUAAGUGCGUCUACCAAACGAAUUGGUUUCUCUCCCUCCCUUGGUACCAUUGGAGGGAUUGAGAAACCCUCUCUCACAGGUAUGCACGCUCAUCAUUCACGUGAGUCCUUGCUUGUCUCCUCACGUGGAUGCUGUCGUAGGAAUCUCAUCCGCAGGUCAGCAGCUUUGGGUUCUCUCGCCGCUCGCCUCCUUACGAUGGCUGGGCUUCUGA